This is a messenger RNA of Fusarium keratoplasticum, 1380 nucleotides long. RefSeq lists its product as uncharacterized. NCBI's taxonomy places the organism in Eukaryota, Fungi, Ascomycota, Sordariomycetes, Hypocreales, Nectriaceae. The record is from RefSeq and is a predicted model, not a curated record. The transcript has a single exon. Bases 1 to 1380 code for a protein of 459 amino acids.
AUGGAUCCUUUCCUGUCGCUUCCCGCUGAACUCCGGGUUCAAAUCCUGACUCAACUUCAGCCAAGCAGUCUCCACCACAUGAUCAGGGCGUCGCCUUCCAUGUUCCAUGAGUACACACAAUCCAAGAGCUACAUUGCAGGGGUUUUUAUAUCACAAGACUUUGACGAUGAACUCAUGCAAGACGCCAUGGCAGUUCUGACCUUCCCGAACCUGGAUAUCCCCGAUUAUCCCCAUGAGGCCGUUGAUCGCCACCUCGCGCUGUGGGCGUCGAAGCAGUUCUCCAACCCCCUCGAGACACACAACAAAGAGACCAUAGAGGACCUGGACAGGCUACGUAUUCGACUUCGUAUCUUCAUCGGAGACUACGUAGCUAAAGCGAUAGCUCGUGCUCCUUUUCGCCAGUACCGCCACCUUCCGACCCCUUCGCCAGCCCAGGCUGGCAUUUUCGACGUGGACCGGUUGAGCGACUCGGAGCGGAGGAGAUUCUUCCAGGCCUUCUUGAGGUACGAGUUUCUCUGCAAGAUCUACAGCCAGGCAUGUACUCUCGGGUUGUAUUGGCCUUGGAAUUGGAAAAAGCUCUGGGAGGUCAGAGAUAUUCGUGUUGGGCCGCACUGGGAGGUGGAGGCACUAUCAUGCGUCCACAACUACCUCGAAUCGCUCUACGGGGCCAUGAUUAUUCGAUGUAACGAUGCCAAGGCACGAGAGACACGUUACCCUUUUCCACGACAAAGGGAUGGGUACGAUACUUGCUGGACCCCCGAAUACUCUGUGUGUCUAUCCAAGAGCGAGGCCCGCGCCGCGAGUACAUUGGCGCAUCACGGCCUUGACCUCGUCUCCAGCAUACUUGGAGUCGCCAACACUGGCAUUGGUGGCUGCCGCCGUCUUGGGUCAUGGUUUAAAGCCUUCACCACCGAGGUCCACGCCUGUUUCGUCGAUCCCUUGCCCAACACCAACCUAGGCACCUCAACUCACGAGACACCUGGCUUGUAUAAGAAGUUGCUCAGCUACUCAUUGUUAGAUUUCUUCAUGAGUUCGGAACUUUACAGACAGCGAGCCUGGGCCUUCUUUGAUGAUGAUCGGUUCAUGCCUAACCGUGCGACAUGGGAGCUGUUUUCGGGUCCGGCCUGGCAGGAGGAUCUACGGAAUAACGGCCUGUAUGAUCACUUCAAGGGACAGGCGGAGACCUUGGACGAUAAUAACGACUAUUACUCGGAGAGGACAAAGGGCCAUGGGAAGAGAAUCGUCCGAGUACCACGACGGUUCUUUGCGAGACAGCUGGAGGGUGAGUUGGUUGUUUUCUGGCGCGGCUCAAUAUCCCACAGUUGUACCUAUAUGCAUUCUGGCCUUAGUGUCUAUGCAGGGCCCCUUGGAGGUCUCUAG